GACUUUUUGCCUUGGCACAACGAAAUCGCAAAGCAACCAAAAAUGUCCCCCUCCGCAGACAAGCCGGGCAUCUUGGACGCCGACGCCUCCUCCGGCUCGGUACGUCAGCAACUUCCACAUGCAACCACUUCACAUAUCCCGCAAGCCAUCUAGAACAGAACUUUAUGAGACUGAUGUCCUCCCUCCUCACCCACUUGGGAGAUGUAAUACAGACACCGCCCCGUGGUCCCCCGACGUUCAAGGACCCCUACGAGGAGCGCGACUACCUCAAGGCACGGCUCGCACUGGCCUUCCGCAUCUUUGCCAAGCAGGGAUAUGACGAAGGUGUUGCGGGACAUAUCACCGUUCGGGACCCCGUCGACCCGUCGAGUUUCUGGGUGAAUCCCUUUGGCGUAGCAUGGCCGCUCCUGCGAGCGUCUGACCUGAUCCGCGUCGACCACAACGGACGCAUCGUCGAGGGCGGCUCAGUGCGGUUCUUGAACCAGGCUGCCUUCAUGAUCCACGCGGCCGUCCACACGGCGCGGCCCGAGAUCAACUGCGUCGCCCACUCGCACAGCAUCUACGGCCGAGCCUUCAGCACGCUGGGCCGGAACCUCGACAUCAUCACGCAGGACAGCUGCGCCUUCUACAACGACGUCGCGCACUACGACUCGUUUGGGGGCAUCGUCCUGGCCGCCGACGAAGGGCGCAACAUUGCCGCCGCGCUGGGGCCCCGCAAGGCCGCGAUCCUCGCCAACCACGGCCUGCUGACCUGCGGCACCACCAUUGAGAGCUGCGUCUUCUGGUUCACCAGCCUCGAAAAGUGCUGCCAGGUCCAGCUCCUCGCCGACGCCGCGGCGGCGGGCAGGGGGUCCCACGGUGGCGGUGGCGGGCAGACUGUCAAGAUUGGCGACGAGGAGGCCGAGUUUACGUAUCGGGCCGUCGGGUCUGAGAAGGCCGGCUGGUUUAGUGCCCGGCCGGCGUUUGCGGUCAUGGAGCACGAGUCUGGUGCUGACUACAAGAUGUGAUUUCUUUGUGUGUGCUGCUUGUUGGGAUGUGGGUGUUUUUACAUAAAAAAGGCAGAGAGAAUCCACCUUGUUUGAUCAGAUCGGGUGCUAAACAUUGACAACAUGUCUUCGAGACGGGAAAGCUUGUACAUCAAUGAAUGAUUGCCUCCAUUCUUCACGACGUCAUGAUCUGG
Messenger RNA from Microdochium trichocladiopsis, 1180 nucleotides. RefSeq names its product class II aldolase and Adducin domain-containing protein. The record is from RefSeq and is a predicted model, not a curated record. Gene Ontology annotation, cellular component: cytoskeleton. The coding region runs from base 165 to 1007 and encodes 280 amino acids. The transcript has 4 exons. NCBI's taxonomy places the organism in Eukaryota, Fungi, Ascomycota, Sordariomycetes, Xylariales, Microdochiaceae. Gene Ontology annotation, molecular function: actin filament binding.